AUAAUGCUUUGCAUCGCAGCAUGACAGCUAAGCUUUUCUGCAUUGAUGUUGUGGAGCUCAAGGGUCACCUUUGUCUAACUUUUACAGAUAACUGGGCAGGAAUGACUCCUCGCAAACUCGACUGCAUGCUCAGCUUUGGUUUCACAGAGAAGAAUGUGAAGAGAGACCACAUGUCCAUUGGAUUGUAUGGCUUCAAGUCUGGCUCUACGCAGCUGGGGAAGGAUGCCACCAUCUUCACCACUGGAGGGGCUCUCAGCACAGGGCUGCUUUCCCAGACCUACAUGGACCAUGUCCAUGCUGAGACAGUGAUUAUCCCACGGGUGUCAUUCAACCAGCAAAAUGAGAAAAUAAUUGUUACUGAAGACUCUUUGCCUAGCCUGGACGCCAUCCUGGAGCAUACCCUCUUCAACACCAAGAAGGAGCUGUUGGCACAGUUUGAUGCCAUUCCAGGCAAAAAGGGCACACGCAUCCUCAUCUGGAACAUAUGCAGAAAUAAAGACAGGAAGCUGGAGCUGGAUUUUGAUAUGGACGAGCAUGGUAUUCAGAUAGCAAAGUUCCUUGCAGAUGAUGGCGAGAUCCCCAGCAGAAAGGUUCUGCACCCUCAGGAGAUGGUUUCCAGAGUUUCCUGGCCUGAAAAUAGAGCAAACUGCAAUAUCUUGUACCCGAAGACUCGCAUGCAGAUUGUCCUGCAACAGAAGAAGGUGAACACUCAGCUAUUUGCCAAGAGCCUGGCCAACGUUGAAUAUGAUUUUUACAAGCCAAGAUUCAUUAGCAAAAGGUUGAGGAUCACCUUUGGAUUCACCUGCAAGAACAAAAGCCACUAUGGGAUCGUGACAUAUCACAACAACUGGCUCAUCAGAUCCUAUGAGAAGGUGGGUUGUCAAAGGCAGGGAGGAGGUGUAGGUGUGAUUGGUGUAAUUGAAUGCAACUUCCUGAAUCGAGCACAUGAAGAGGACUUUGAAGAAGGCAAAGAGUACCACUGUGGGAGAGAGACCACAUCAGAUGUGGGUAAAUGUGAAGAGUGCCUGAAGUGGAGGAAGCUCCCUGACCAGGUUGACCGUACAUUAUUAACAGAAAGUGAAAGAAUGUUUUACCCCUUGGUGGAGAAAACUGAGCGUGAGAAGUGUUGCCUGAAAGCAGAGUUCUUGAAAUGCCAGCAGGAACUGGUGCUGCUCAGAGCUCAGAAGACGGAAGGCUUGCCCUGCAGCAAGAAAUACAUGUGUUACUGCCAAGCCGUGUGGCAGAAGCGGAAAGCAAAGCUGGUGAGGUCUGCAGAGGGGAAGGCUGAACUGAUGGGGAGACUCAAGAAUACAGAGAUGCACUUAGGGGUGCUGAGGGAGGCACAGAGUUCCUGCAGGGGCCCAGAGAAAGAAGAUGUGAAGAAGUCAGAGCUGUGGGUUGGCUGGUUGGCAGUCCCUGUCAUCCCUAAG
Pelecanus crispus (Dalmatian pelican) is the source of this 1430-nucleotide messenger RNA. The record is from RefSeq and is a predicted model, not a curated record. Lineage: Eukaryota; Metazoa; Chordata; Aves; Pelecaniformes; Pelecanidae.